GUCACCUUGAACCCUAAGUCGGGCAUUCUCCAGCGCCGCAUCCCGCCGCCACCGCUCUCCUCCUCCCAUGGCCUCCGCCGCCGUCCGUCCCCUCGUUACCGUGCAGCCCCUCGAGGGCGACAUGGCCACCGAUGCGCCGGCCGCCGUCCCCUUGCCCGACGCCUUCAAGGCCCCGAUCCGCCCCGACGUCGUCCGCUUCGCCCACGCAAAUCUGUCCAAGAACAGCCGCCAGCCCUACGCCGUCUCCAAGCGCGCCGGCCACCAGACCUCUGCCGAGUCCUGGGGAACCGGCCGCGCCGUCUCCCGUAUCCCCCGUGUACCUGGCGGCGGCACUCACCGCGCCGGCCAGGGUGCCUUCGGCAACAUGUGUCGUGGUGGUCGUAUGUUCGCCCCCACCAAGACCUGGCGCCGCUGGCACCGCCGCGUCAACAUCAACAUGCGCCGCUACGCCGUCGCCUCUGCCAUCGCCGCCUCCGCUGUCCCGUCCCUCGUCCUCGCCCGCGGCCACCGGAUCGAAUCAGUCCCCGAGAUCCCCCUCGUGGUCUCCGACUCCGCCGAGGGCGUGGAGAAGACCGCCUCCGCCAUCAAGAUCCUCAAGCAGAUCGGCGCCCUCCCCGACGCCGAGAAGGCCAAGGACACCCAGGGAAUCCGCCCCGGCAAGGGUAAGAUGCGAAACCGCCGCUACAUCUCGCGCAAGGGUCCCCUGAUCGUGUACGGCACCGAAGGUUCCAAGAUCGUCAAAGCAUUCCGUAACAUACCCGGCGUCGAUGUGGCCAAUGUCGAGCGUCUCAACCUUCUGAAGCUAGCCCCAGGAGGCCACAUCGGCAGGUUCAUCAUCUGGACCAAGUCAGCCUUCGAGAAGCUGGACUCGAUCUAUGGAACCUUCGAUAAGCCGUCCGAGAAGAAGAAGGGGUACGUGCUUCCGAGGCCGAAGAUGCUGAAUGCUGAUCUCUCGAGGAUCAUCAACUCGGAUGAGGUGCAGUCGGUUGUGCGACCCAUCAAGAAGGAGGUGAAGAGGCACACGCUGAAGAAGAACCCACUGAAGAAUCUCUACACGCUUCUGAAGUUGAACCCCUACGCCAAGACCGCCAGGAGGAUGUCUCUACUUGCCGAGGCGCAGCGCGUCAAGGCCAAGAAGGAGAAGCUCGACAAGAAGAGGACCCAACUCCCCAAGGAAGAAGCUGCUGCAAUCAAGUCUGCUGGGCGGGCAUGGUACAAGACGAUGAUCUCCGACAGUGAUUACGCUGAGUUCGAGAAUUUUUCCAAGUGGCUUGGUGAGACACAGUGAGACUUGGGUGGUCGGCACUUGGUGAUUUUAUUACAAGUAUUACUAUAGAAUUUUGCAUCAAAUUAGGUGAUUUGAUCGAUUUGGUCAUGGCAAAGGGUAGGAACGCCAUAUGUGGAACGUCAUUUUGAACUCGGUUUACUUUUGUUUUGCUCGUUCUUGUCUGAGUUCGUUUUUGAUAAAGCUUUUAUGUUGGAUCUUAGCAAUGCCAGGAAUUGAACUGUUUCCAUUUCUAUCAA
Musa acuminata AAA Group (dessert banana) is the source of this 1524-nucleotide messenger RNA. Its product is annotated as large ribosomal subunit protein uL4z. Lineage: Eukaryota; Viridiplantae; Streptophyta; Magnoliopsida; Zingiberales; Musaceae. The transcript is spliced from 2 exons. The record is from RefSeq and is a predicted model, not a curated record. Gene Ontology annotation, biological process: translation. Gene Ontology annotation, molecular function: RNA binding; structural constituent of ribosome. Gene Ontology annotation, cellular component: ribosome; cytosolic large ribosomal subunit. The coding region runs from base 68 to 1288 and encodes 406 amino acids.